Molecule: messenger RNA, 3303 nt
Organism: Cladophialophora yegresii CBS 114405
Lineage: Eukaryota; Fungi; Ascomycota; Eurotiomycetes; Chaetothyriales; Herpotrichiellaceae
Exons: 2
Coding region: 1-3303 (1100 amino acids)
Biological process (GO): tRNA 5'-leader removal
Cellular component (GO): ribonuclease MRP complex; nucleolar ribonuclease P complex
Source: RefSeq, a predicted model, not a curated record
AUGGCUCCCCCUACACAGCAGGCCGGGCAAAAGCGUAAGCUAGGCUUCAACAAGCCUUUGCCGCCGUCAGAUUCACGCAAGAGACAGAAAUAUUAUGAUGCGCGUAUGAUCUCAGUGCAGCGGUCCGAUGCCGCUCUUUCUGCGACAGGGGAACUCAAUAUCCCGUCCUUCAUAAAGGCGAGAGAGUUCGAAAUCGCGGCCCUAGAGAAGAGCAUGCGAAAUGCAAGGAAGUCACUGAGUACACGAGCAUUUCAACAAAUCCCGAGGCACAUGCGAAGGAGGACUGCCAGCCAUAACGCGAAAAAGGUACCUCGACGAUUGCGAAAGAGGGCCGAACUGACCAAGCGAACGCGCACUCCCUCUCGAAAGUUGAGAAUUAGACUUGACAAUGCUCGAAGUCUAAAGAGACUGAAUCACAAGCGCAAGACAGUCCGGCAGAAGAAGAAGGAAGCGAAAGCCAAUGCUCGGCAUCCAGACCCUGACAAGCAUGUGCUACUCUCACGUUUACCUCGCCUGAAGAAGAACACACUGUCCGAGUUUCCAAAAGCCACGACGAAGUACAAGAAACGGCAGGUCAACAAGACAUGGCUACCGACUCAUCUCUGGCACACAAAGCGUGCUCACAUGACCCGGCCAACCGAACCAUUAUGGAGAAUGGCCAUCCCGUUGAGCCCGACAGAGAAGAGUUACAGACCAAGUCAUCAAGCAGCUGGCGCGCACGGAUGCAUAGCCUGGGAUACGAGCUACAUGUCUACGGUCGCUUGCUGGGGAACCGAAACCGCCUUGGACAGCAUGCUCAAAGCGCUAAGCUUUUCUCCGCAGGGAGUUUCGCAGUCCUUGCAGAAGAAGUGGAAGAACGGCACAAGGUUUGCUUGCGGCUGGGUUUCCGAACGGGAUCAAGCAAAGCAGCUCAUCGCACCAGCGAAGGUAAUCUGGUUUCUACCGGAGCAAAAUCGGGAGGAAAGGCCAGAAUCUGCAAAACGGGAUAAUCUGGUGGGCCUUGGAAACGACGCCCAGGCCCAGCCUGGUCUCGCAAGAGGUCGGAUGGAAAUAGAGCAGAAUGGCCAAGGUCAGCCUGUUGGGAGCGAGGUGCAAGGCGAAACUAUCAGACAGAGCAAGAAGAAGCGUAAGGCCAAACUCGAUCACCGGAUCGUAAUACGGGUCCACCCUUCUGCUUUCCUUCAGGUCUGGCAACAACUCCUCAAGGUCGCGAAGAUGCAGAAGCCGCAAGUCCUGAUUGAAGAUCUUCGCUUCGAGUUCGGAAGCAUUGAUAUUCAGGGGCCCGGCUCGACUGAAGCGUUACUUGGUGUGCUGCGUCCUUUCCCAGCACACCUGGGGACAGCAAACUCGACCGGAUCACUGUGGACGCAUCUUGCUGGCGUCAAUAACCCCAGUAUUCUUCCCCAAAACGCUAUGCUUUCUUUUGAUAUCGUCGAUCCGAGGCUCAACCAUCCACCGAAGCAGAUCGAGAUCCAGCAAAACUCCGGGUCCAAUCAUCUUGACGAACUUGUUGUAUCGUGGCCAUAUGAUAAGACAGUUCCAUCACCGUCACUGAUCUCACACAAGACGCGCUGGCUGAUAAGCAAUUCCUUACCAUCACAGAAGGCGAUCAACCGUCGACGAGCGCUAGCACCACCAGGGCGAGCACCGACAGCCACUGCCAAAGAUCCCAGGAUACCAGUCAUCCUACUUGCUUCGCGGGCGGAGAACAGCACUAACAAGAACCAGCAAGGCACAUGGACUGUCCUUCUCCCCUGGAGCUGCGUCGAUCCCGUCUGGCGGUCUCUGAUGUACUACCCUCUCUCCUCCGGCGGCACUCCGCGAUUCGGGGGCAUGAAUCAGCAACGACAGAUGUCCUUUGAGCGAAAGACUCCAUGGUUUCCCGAGAAUCACCCAGGCACCGAGGCGGGCAAAGCAUGGGAACGGACUGAAAGCGAAAAGCGAUUCGAUGCGUGGUUUCGACGACCUCCGAAACAUCGGAUUGCGUGGGAUAUGCUCGAUCUUGGACUCGGCCGGCGUGGCGAGCUUGGGCGUGGUUGGGCUUGUGAUUGGGAAUAUCUCUUCAGUGACACUGACGAGGCCAACCAUGCUAAACCUUCUUCCACCUCCGAGCAUGACAAUGGUGUCUCUGAGACGCACGGUCCAUCACAACUUCUGACACAGCGACAAAGAAAACUUGCCAAGGCUAAAGAAGCUGAGGCAGAAAAGCGCGCUCGCCGACGCAACACUUCCAGUCCAGAGAGCGAGGCAGAGCACGAAAAUCCGUCGAAUCCGAUGCCUGGGUGCAGAUACACACAACUUCCGCCCGUCCAGAGCACUGCGAUACUGAGGAACCCGCCAGUUACGAUGGCAACACAACUUCCAACAGUGAUGACUGUCCGGAUUAUGCUGCGUGACAAAGGUACUCCAUCCCCGGCAGCACGCAUUUAUCGACUGCCAUCCAUUCCAAGACCAAAGGCAAUUGCUCUGCCAUGUUUGCCAGGCACAAAUGGGGAAGUCUCACAGGACUCGGAGCCGCAAAGCUGGCCCUCUGAUGGUCCGCCCCCAGCGCAACCUCUUCCGACUACAUGCUCCUCAGACUCAUCGAGCUCCUCAAGCCAAGUAAUUCGAGCUCGUGACCUCCGCUCGCGAUGGCUCGCCCUGGAAGCGCGAUCGUUAUCGAGUAAUAGACCACUAGCGAAGAUGAAAAACAACAGAUCCAACAUUCCCCGCCAUCAUGCCACUUACCCACGUGAAUCCCUCGCAAAGAUCAAUGUUUUGCCCAAGAACGCACCCCCGGAGAUCGUCGAGAAGUGGGGUCCUGAUAGCGCCUUCGGCCGAGGCGAUGGUGAGAUCCCGAAGCAGGUGCCUCCGCCACCGAAGCAGAAGAUGGGCAGACACAAACAAGAUAACAAGAAGGAGAUUAGCGCGGCCGCGCGGAAGGCGAACGUCUCAGAGUCGGGAAAUGGCAGGGAUGAAGGAAAUCCGCUGGACAGGCCUGCUCCUGGCAUAGACGGAUUGGAGGAAUUACUGAUUAAGCCCUUCGAGCAGCCAACCGAGUGGGAUAAACAUCCUCCUUGCCCAGAUGUUCAUGAUCUGAUUGGGUUUGUCACCAGUGGUGGGUAUAAUCUGGCUGAAGGCCGUGGCAUGGCCAUCGGUGGUAUCUGGGUACAACGACUUCUGGAAGGCUGGCGAUGGGAAAACAUGCCGGAUGAUAGCGUGAAUGAGAGCGGGAAGGAUAAGGAGCGAAGGAAAUAUCUGUGCAUUGUCAGGAAUGCCGGCGAAAGUGUGGGCCGGUUGGGCAUCUGGGAGGCUUGCAGCUGA